AUGUUGGCGGGCCUUUGUUUAAUGCAUGAGGUUAACGUAGCGCAGAAUCCACAUCUGUUAGGCCUACCUCUUCCCACUCCACACGACUCCAGCCACAACUCCCGUGGUGGACGCGAGCGACAAGAGCGAGUGCGUGAGCCCUUCGCCAGGACAGAAGUUCCACCUGCGCCCAUUUUUUUGUCAAGAUACGGGCGAAUUAGGAACCACAUGGUCAGGAACACCAGCCUCCAUCACGCAACGUCUCUACAACAAUUCAACAGUCGCGUCAACAUCUGGCUUCUCAACCAGCGCGUGUGUCUGGAGCCCGACGUGUUCCCGACGGCCUACUGCCUCGUCUACUCCUUCGGGAUUGGCCAUGACUUCACGUUCGAAGUGGCCAUGUCCAAGUUUGGAUGCGACGUCUACGCCUUCGACAGCGAUCGCUUCCACGCUCAUUACCCGACCUACAUAGGCGACAGACUGACCUUCUACAAAGCGCGGAUUGGAACGACCUUCAUGCGACAGACGGUGUUCCGUUCCGACGUCCCUGGAGACAGAGGUUUCAUGGUGGAAUAUUGGCCUCUGUCGGCUCUCCUGCGUCGCCUCGGCCACCGCAGCCACCACCUCUUCUAUCUCAAGCUUGAUAUCGAGGGAGAUGAGUGGGAGGUCCUCGAAAAGUCGCUUUUUAAGACCCGCAUCCUGGAGCGCGUGCAACAGCUGGCCCUUGAAAUCCACUUCGAGGACCUGAGGGCGAACGGGACGAGAAGCUCCAGCCAGGAAUUGAUCCGAAGCAUUGAGCGAUAUUUAAGAGUAGCGGACGGUCUGCGGGCGAGAGGAUUCCGCCUGGCUCAGUGGGAGCCUAAUUUCAAAGGUCCCGAAUUAAGCUGCCUUGAGGGCCUCUGUUACCACGUGUAUUCUGAGACUCUGUGGCUUAAUCCGAGUUACAGGAGGCUCUCGACCAGCCCUGGUAUUGUGAUGCCUCCUCCCCGUCUGUGAUUCUUUCUUUUUUUUUAAGUCGUUUUUUUCAAAAGUAGGCGUUGGAGGAGGAGAUAUAGUUGGGAGUUUUUAUCAUAGAGUGUUUUAAACGUUUGUUAUAUGAUUGUUUACGUUCACGUUAGCUAUUUUCUCACAUGUAUCUGAUUUUAAGAAAUGGUAGAGAUUGGGGAAUUUGAUGGCAUAAGAAGUGGUAGAGAUUGGGGAAUUUGACGGCAUAAGAAGCACAUUUCUUUCAGAUGUUGAACUCAAAACUCAGCAACCGACUAAAUGAUAAGGCUCGGAAUAAAGUUUAAGAUUUUAUA
This is a messenger RNA of Penaeus monodon (black tiger shrimp), 1277 nucleotides long. RefSeq lists its product as uncharacterized. Bases 1 to 975 code for a protein of 324 amino acids. The record is from RefSeq and is a predicted model, not a curated record. The transcript is spliced from 5 exons. Lineage: Eukaryota; Metazoa; Arthropoda; Malacostraca; Decapoda; Penaeidae.